AGAAUUCAGAAUUGCAAUUCAAUAUUUGUUAGAAAUCUUUGCAUAAUUCUUUUUCCCAGCCCCAUACUGUGUUACUGUUAAUAUAUAAUGAUCUAAAUCUUAAGAGGAAUGGGCAUCAUCCAAUCGGGUUGUCUGUUGUUCUGUCCUAUACUUGUGAUCCAGAGAAUUGGGAGUGAUAUCAUCUGUAACAACAUAAAAGCUUCUUUAGUGAAGAUGAUGUCUGCAAAAGACAUGGUUAAAGUAAUGAUCUUCCUGUUUGCAAUUUGUUUUUUCGCAAAAUCAGAUGGGAAAACCCUGCAGAGGAAAACUGUGGGUGAAAUACAGCUUAUGCAUGACCGGCGUCAACAUCUGACCAAGAAGGAAAGGCAGGAGUGGCUACGGAAGUUGCUGGAGGAAGUGACCAUGGCAGGUGCUAUGGUUCCCAAGGAUGUUUCCAGGAGGUCUCUAAGAAGGGAAGACAAUGUCCUGGUUGAGAGCCAUGAAAAACGCCUUGCAGAAGCAGACAAAGCUGAUGUGGACGUAUUAACUAAGGUUAAAUCCCAGUGA
Molecule: messenger RNA, 546 nt
Organism: Myotis lucifugus (little brown bat)
Lineage: Eukaryota; Metazoa; Chordata; Mammalia; Chiroptera; Vespertilionidae
Product: parathyroid hormone-like
Exons: 3
Coding region: 109-546 (145 amino acids)
Biological process (GO): intracellular calcium ion homeostasis; cell-cell signaling
Cellular component (GO): extracellular region
Molecular function (GO): parathyroid hormone receptor binding; hormone activity
Source: RefSeq, a predicted model, not a curated record